Messenger RNA from Canis lupus familiaris (dog), 2570 nucleotides. RefSeq names its product TERF1 interacting nuclear factor 2 (gene TINF2). Gene Ontology annotation, biological process: regulation of telomere maintenance via telomere lengthening; telomere capping. Lineage: Eukaryota; Metazoa; Chordata; Mammalia; Carnivora; Canidae. The record is from RefSeq and is a predicted model, not a curated record. The transcript is spliced from 9 exons. Bases 272 to 1624 code for a protein of 450 amino acids. Gene Ontology annotation, cellular component: shelterin complex. Gene Ontology annotation, molecular function: telomeric repeat DNA binding.
GCCGCCCUUUUCCGGGGCAGGGAAACUGCGGCAGAGCCGGAAGCGGGGUAGCCCUCGGGCGCGAGGGGGCGGCGGCGCGGCCGAGACCCCGGGCCCCGGGCCGGCUGGCUUCUCCUCCCAGCCACCCGCGCGCGCUGAAGGCCUCCAGGACUCGGGCGCCCCAUGGGCGGCAUCGGAUCGCGAGCUUCCCGGCGCGGACCGCCGGAGCCCAGCCACUGAGAGGCACCGGAAGCUUCGCCCGCAGGAGUCGUCGCGAAGCCUCGCGCGGAGGAUGGCGGCCAGAGGGACAGCCCCGGGGGCGGAGCCCGCGGCCACGGCCACGCCCCCGGGGGCCGGUCCCGCCGCUCUGCGCCUCGCCGCCGCCGCCUGCUGGCACGUCGUGCGGGGUCGCUGCGUGGAGCACUUCCCGCGGGUGUUACAGUUCCUGCGGUCGCUGCGCGCUGCCGCCCCCGGUUUGGUUCGCUACCGCCACCACGAACGCCUGUGUAUGGGCCUAAACGCCAAGGUAGUGGUGGAGUUGAUCCUGCAGGGCCGGCCGUGGGCCCAGGUUCUGAACGUCCUGCACCAUCAUUUCCCAGAGUCUGGACACGUAGUGCGGGACCCCAAAGCUACAAAGCAGGAUCUGAGGAAGAUCUCGGAGGCACAGGAGACGUUUUGCCAACAGGUGAAGCAACUAGCAGAGGCCCCAGUGGACUUGGCUUCCAAGCUGCAGGAACUUGAACAAGAGUAUGGGGAACCAUUUCUGGCUGCCAUGGAAAAGCUGUUUUUUGAAUACUUGUGUCAGCUAGAAAAAGCACUGCCUGCACUGCAAACACAGCAGCUUCAGGAUGUGCUGAGUUGGAUGCAGCCUGGAGUUUCUAUCACCUCUUCUUUUGCCUUGAGCCAAUAUGGUGUGGACAUGGGGUGGCCACUUUCAGAGUCCUCCGUUACUGACUCAGUGAGCAUGACAGAGCCCACGGAGCAGAGUCCUCCUCAGCAACCAAAACUGGCACUUCACCAUCCUUUGCCAAAAGCCAGGCCUGGCCCAUACCUUCCUCAGGAACCAGCCUCAAGGAAGCACCCAGUACCUACAGCUGGCUGCCACUUUAAUCUGGCCCCUCUGGGCCGGCGAAAAAUCCAGUCCCAAUGGGCAUCCACUAAGGGAGGCCAUAAGGAGCGCCCCACAGUCAUGCUGUUCCCUUUUAGGAAUCUGGGUUCACCAUCCCAAGUCAUAUCUGAGCCGGAGAACAAGGAAAAACAUGGGAUGCACAUGGCAGAUCCAACAGGUGCUGUGGGUACGAGAGCAGCUUCCACUGGAAAGUCUAAGAAUCUGUCCCCAAUCCUGGGGGAAAGGAUUCUGAAGAACCCAGCUGACCUGUUGGCUUCAGAGCAAGAAGAGAAUUGUUUGGUCUGCCCAGCGGACCCCCUGAGACUUUCACUGUCCCCUCCUAGGGCCAGGAAACCAGUGUGUCCUCCAUCUCUGUGCAGCUCUGUCAUUACCAUAGGGGACUUGGUUUUGGACUCUGAUGAAGAAGAAAAUGUCCAGAAGGAAGGAAGGGACUCUCCCUCUGUGCUCUCCCAACAUGCUUACCGAAAGCCUUGGCCACAUCCCCAGGACAGCUGCAGCCUCCAUCCUGCAAAGUAAGGACCACUAGGAAGAGACAACGUGGAUUUCCCAAGCAUUCUGAGCAAUGUCCCUGCAGCCCACCUCAAAGCCGACAGGAACCCAGGAAUCCUGAGCCACCGCUACCACAGCUUCCACACCCCGCAGAAAAGAAGAUGUUUGGCAGCCUUGUACCCUACCCUGCCCUUGGGCCUUACUGAAAUGAUGUGGCCCUUGAGGCCAUGAGCAGCAUCUGCACACUCCAUCACUGCACUGAGCUGUGGGUACCCCACUCCAGUUUUCUUCCGGGUGGUGCACACAGAGCCUGAGAAGAACGCAAUGAGAAUGGUGAAGUGUUCACAGGCGUUUGACACCAGACAGGUAGCCUUUGGCACCCAGUGAACCACUUACCUGGUCCGAUUCCCACUUUGAUGAUAUCAGCCCCAGAUAGGAUCAGCUCUUCCACCAUCUCUCCUGUUACUACAUUCCCUGCCUGAGACAAAGCAAUCGAAACAGGGCACUCUGAGGGUUAAAAAUGAGAGGGGAGGUUGUGUGCUCUCAUACACGCCAAGCCUGAACCAUAACCUUCCAACAUUAUUACAAAGAAGAGUACCUAGGUUCCCUCUACUGGGAAAGGACUGCUUCCCAAGCUGAGGUAAGGGGGUGAGUGGCCAGUGUCACUGUUGCACUAGGGGUAAAGCUGGAGCCCAACUGGACCAAGGGCAGAGCUGACUUACGGUAGAUUAUCUCCCUGUUCUUUCCAAGAGACCCAAACAUACCUUGUCCUUAUGCAGUUAUGCCAUAAAAUCUCUGACUUCAGAGAAAGGAAAAGACAUAGUAAUGUAAGCUAAAUACCUAUCUGCAUAGCUGUAUUUACUUUGUAUAGACAGUACAGAGAGGCCCCUUGAGGCUGUGGAGAAAACGAGGCCUUGUCAUUAGUCCCCUAAGCUUGUAAAAAAAAUAAAACUCUUCCAUGCAACCCUUUUAA